Molecule: messenger RNA, 991 nt
Organism: Medioppia subpectinata
Lineage: Eukaryota; Metazoa; Arthropoda; Arachnida; Sarcoptiformes; Oppiidae
Source: the annotation of a GenBank genome assembly
GUACCGGAGCUCAAUCUACCCAUACUUAAGACAACACGUGAUUAUUACUGUCAAUAUUGUGACAAAGUAUAUAAAUCGAGUUCCAAAAGGAAAGCUCACAUAAUGAAGAACCAUCCGGGAAAAUCGCUGCCACUGUCUAACCGACAUAAGGGAGGUAUACCAGUGAUACCGGGGAUCCCAAACCCCACGUACAGCGCAACUGUAGGCAGUAUAACAACUCACCCGCACUACUGUGACUGGUGUCACAAACAGUACGCCAGUAAAGCCAAACUACUUCAACACCAGCGCAAGAAACAUCCGGAACAGAUGGCUAUCAUCAACACCAACGCCCGCUCACGACAGCGCUCUCUCGCCAUGACGUCGACGCCUAUAAUGAGCCAAACGAUGCCAUCGCAGGCCAUAACCCAAACGCCGAACAUAAUGUCCAGCCAUAGCCCCAACCAAUCGACGGUCUCAAUGGGAGCCAACAAUAAUCUGAUUACAAUAUUAGGAAAUCUCAAUAGCAUUAUAUCGGCGACAAUGGGCAACGAUUUGUCCCAAUCAAACACAUCUUCAGCCGAUCUUCAGGAACUACUUCAGGGCAGCUCUGGUGACCUCUUGACCCAAGCCAUGUCCGAAUUGACGGCAACUAAGGGCGACGGCAACGCCACUAUCAUCAUCACCGCUCAUCCCUCAGACGAUGACCACUGGAGUCAAGUCUGCGAAGAGAUGGCCUAAGUUUAACACCUAUUCGCACACAACCCAACACUCAGGUGUACUUAUAGUGUAUCCACUGUUCAACUGUACAUUAAUUAUAUAUUUUAUACAAUCAUUUGCAACUUAAUUCAGGCAAAUAUUAAUAUAAAUCUAUUGAUCUCGUGAUAAAUUUAGUUUGAAAGCCGCCGUUAGUGUAAAAAACAAUAUAACCGCCAAAAUUAAACCAUAAUUUAAACAUAUUUUUACUGUAAAUCUAAUGUAAACUACACUUUAAUGAGAAACUAAUUUGUUUUUU